AUUGACAAUUACAGCAUCAUCGACAAGGUCGGGUCGGGAACGUAUGGUGAGGUGUUUAAGUGCCAACAUAAGGUCACGAAGGAUAUUGUGGCGCUGAAGAAGCUGAGGCCGGACGUGGAGAAGAACGGGUUUCCUGUGACUUCGAUUCGUGAAAUGAAGAUCCUCAAGUAUCUCAAACACCCGAACAUUGUGGAGCUCAAGGAGAUUGUGUCUUCCAGCGCUCCUCCUAAAGAAGGCAAAAGACCGCCUCUAUACUUUGCGUUCGAGUACAUGGAGCACGAUCUGUCGGGUUUGUUGAACCACCCGCGUGUCAAGUUUACUCGCACGCAGAUCCAAUGUUAUAUGCGACAGCUGCUGACUGGCAUUGCAUUCAUGCAUCGCAACAAAAUCAUCCACCGCGACAUCAAGGCAUCGAAUUUGCUGUUGAAUAACCAGGGCAUGCUGAAGGUGGGCGAUUUCGGUCUCUCGCGGUUUUGGAAUGAAGUUAACGCCAAGGCCGGGAGAUACACAAACAAGGUUGUCACGCUGUGGUACCGACCACCGGAGCUUCUGAUGGGCUCAACAUCGUACGAUUUUUCGGUCGAUAUCUGGUCGAUUGGUUGCAUCUUCGGCGAGUUGCUGCUGGGGAAACCGAUUCUACAAGGAAAGACGGAGAUCGAGCAGCUUCAAUUGAUAUUCGGACUCUGUGGCAUGCCAACGGAGGAAUCCUGGCCCGGAUUCUUCAAAUUGCCUGGUGCUGAAAGCUUCCAGAUGGACGAUAAAUAUGUGUGUCCCUUGCGUGAGCGGUUCAAAAACUUCCCGCCGCACGCAAUCGACUUGCUGGAAAAGCUAUUGCAGCUGGACCCUGCGAAGCGAAUCACAGCCGCGGAAGCUAUGGACCACGACUACUUCUGGCGCGUUCAAACAUGCAAACCACGAGACUUGCCAAAGUUCUGCGUGUCGUCUACUCAUGAAUACCAGUCGAAGAAGCGUCAUCAUGA
Molecule: messenger RNA, 980 nt
Organism: Phytophthora sojae
Lineage: Eukaryota; Oomycota; Peronosporomycetes; Peronosporales; Peronosporaceae
Exons: 7
Biological process (GO): protein phosphorylation; positive regulation of transcription elongation by RNA polymerase II
Cellular component (GO): cyclin-dependent protein kinase holoenzyme complex; nucleus
Molecular function (GO): RNA polymerase II CTD heptapeptide repeat kinase activity; cyclin-dependent protein serine/threonine kinase activity; ATP binding
Source: RefSeq, a predicted model, not a curated record